AUGAGGCUCGCGUGGUGGUUGCUAGUGCUAUUCGCUACAGGAUUCGCUCUAGAACACCGGGGGAGGUUGCACGAGCGGGCAUUAGAGGAUGAGGUAAUCUCAACCGCAGCUACUGUGACCGUAACAGAAAAAGUUUCCUAUAAUGCCCCAGCUACUGUAACCGUAACAGACAAGGCUUCCCACGAUGCCCGAACUACUGUAACCGUGUUAGUUCCCUCCGCGGCCAGCUACUCUAUCUCGCACGCCAAACAAAACAAAGACGAGUUACUCAAGGUCCCGGAUCGGCCCUGCGGUUGGCCGAAACCGAGCAAGGCCCAAUGGGAGAAAGACAAUGUCACGGGAUGGAUAGAAAAACAACGCGCCAUCUGGGCCAACGACAAACGUGACACUUCGAACCCCCACUUCAUAAAUUAUUUGGUUAAUCAUUAUGUGCCGUACUCGUCGGCAGCAGUUUUGACGGACUGCAACCUACGCGGGGUUUGCGUGGCCGUCGAUUGCAAGCUCGUCGCGCAAGACAAUUACACUUCUGCUGACGACCAACGCAAGGCUUGGUACUUCUUCGACUCGACCAGCAAACUGCACGCCCGACUCAGUGACAUGAUCGACAUGGUCAGAAAUGCGAGUCAUGGAUAUGAUGAACAUAGGGAGAAGCUUAUAAGCACCUUUGCUACAAAUUACAUCGUACAGAAUUAUGUCAAUAUGUCGGAGCCGGAACGCCAACGAUACCAGGAAAGAUUUACUUUAUACACUUUGCUCGCAUUCACUACCGCCUCGGCAUUGGCGAAAACGACGCAGAGUGUAGAGGCAGGAUGGAAGGCGGCCUCGUCCAUGGUGGGCGCCCAGGGCGCCCAGGAUGGGAUCGUUGCUGCGUAUACUAUUCUACGCAAUACUCUACACAGAGAGAUGCACACAGAGAAGCCCAACCCACGGGUUGAUUCCACACAACCUGAGGUGUUCGUGACGAGGGUAGCGGAUCACAUAUCAAAACUACUCACUGAAAACGCAAGAGACCUCUUCAAGAGAGGGAAAACGGACAUGUACCUGUUCUGGACAGGGGAAGUAGACUUUGCCUCAAAUACAACGCUGGCCAAGGCGUUAGGUUCUGGACUCUAUGUCAAUACGACGGACGAGGUCAUCGGAGGGGCCCAGGUCUCGCAAGUGUUUGAAAAAUUCUUCUCUGCACUAGCAAUCAAUUAUUUUUGGAGAAAGUCGGCCGUCUGGAUCACCUGGGCACCCACGGCACCUCAUGGAGACUGCGAAUCAGACAAGCGAGGCAUCCUCAUCACCAAAGUCUGUCUGGAAGAAUACCCGCGUUCGGUCUUGUUUCUGAACUUUCUCAAGGGUUCAAAUUUUCAGCCUAACGACCAACCAAAACAUAUAUCACCCAAGCGUAGACUCAUCCCAACGAGCCCUACGCUAGCAUACAAUGGCGCGUGGGUACAUAUACCGCCCGGGCUUAAAGCCCUCCGAACGUAUCCCAAGCGCUAUGGGAACGUCACGGUCGAGGAUAUCGUCCGGCAUUCCAUUGUCCACUACAACCAAUCGAGCUUUGAAGAGAUCAAAGACCUAAGCGCGUGGGCUGGAAGAGCGACGGAUGCCCUGGCAGCCCCGCCUAAGCACAAUACUGCGGACCAUCUCAUGGCUGCUCUUUCGGCGGGUCUGUUAUUCAACAUACCAGUUGCAAGAUCUCCCUACGGCCAGGCAAUUCCGCCCGGACACGAUAUUCUUGACUACCAAAUGCCAGUUGGAUCAGACUACAAACAUUUAUCAACACUGCCAGAGUUAUCAAGAAACUUCCCUUGCAGAGUCGGAAACAUCAACGUCACGUCCGACUUCGACGGAUCGGUCGCACCGCCGCGGGACGAGAGCACCGCCUUCAUCAAUGCGACAGGUCUUUACCGCGUCGGCGAGUUCUGGGAGGGGUGCAUAAACUUUGCGAAUUGCCAGACGAAGCACACGACGCCCCGCCAUUUUUUCCAAGAUGGGGAUGAUCAAGCGGUACGGGAUAAAGAAUACAGUGGAGAUUUCUACAAUUGCUUUGUCCAGAAACAUGCGGUAGCUCCACUGCAACCUUGGCAGUAUACGCCUGGGCCCUGGAACGACUGGAACGGCACUGACGAGGCUAGCGAAUGGGAAGAUAGGGUGGGACUACAAAGGGUACAUUUACAAGGGCAGAAGGAUGGUCCAACCUCGCGUCCAUAG
Mytilinidion resinicola is the source of this 2202-nucleotide messenger RNA. RefSeq lists its product as uncharacterized. The record is from RefSeq and is a predicted model, not a curated record. Lineage: Eukaryota; Fungi; Ascomycota; Dothideomycetes; Mytilinidiales; Mytilinidiaceae. The transcript has 7 exons. The coding region runs from base 1 to 2202 and encodes 733 amino acids.